AUGACAGAAAUACCGUACGCGAAAGACUUCUUCAAAAUUAAUCGUUGGAUGUUAAAAUGCGCUGGUCUUUGGAAACCGGACACCACAAAUAAAACUAUUCAACUUUUGUAUAGAGUUUACGUUAUUGUCGUGUUUCUUUUUGUAAAUUUAUGGUUUACGUCCACCGAGUUUGGCUCGUUAUUCUCUACCUACAAGGAUGAAUAUCCUUUGAUAAAAAACGUGAAUUUUUUUCUCACCCAUUUUAUGGGGGCUGUAAAAGUUAUUUUCUGGUAUUUUAAGGGUAAUUGUCUGAGAAAAAUAAUGCAGACUUUAGAAGAUCCCAAAUAUCAUUAUGAGAGCUGCAAGGCACCGCCACUGAGUAAACAGUUUAUAGCUGAGUGCGUUUACAUGGCUGCAAUGUUUUUUCAAUUAUAUCUGUACUGUUCUUUUGGAAACGAAGUUACUUUAGAGUUUCAGGAGAUUUCAGUUAACAUCUGGAAUAGUAACUGGCUUGCAACAAACACAUCUUUUAAGAAAAGUCUCGUAUUCACUAUGUUAAGAGUUAAAAGACCUGUUUAUUUUACAGUGGGAAAAUUUUCACCCUUAACAUUAUCAACCUUUGUAUAUAUAAUUAAAACAUCAUAUUCGAUAUUUGCUCUGAUUAAGAACACUUCUGUGUAAAAUUAAUUUAUAUUCAAUUCACGCUAUUUUUUUG
Molecule: messenger RNA, 694 nt
Organism: Sitophilus oryzae (rice weevil)
Lineage: Eukaryota; Metazoa; Arthropoda; Insecta; Coleoptera; Curculionidae
Exons: 4
Coding region: 1-660 (219 amino acids)
Biological process (GO): detection of chemical stimulus involved in sensory perception of smell; sensory perception of smell
Cellular component (GO): plasma membrane
Molecular function (GO): olfactory receptor activity; odorant binding
Source: RefSeq, a predicted model, not a curated record